GUUUUUAUAUAUUUAUUUUCAUAGCUGAUAGAUUAUUAUAUAAUAAAAUUUAUUUAUUUAUUAAUCCGCGGUUCAUCUGUGGUCGACCCAGUAAUCUAGCGACCCGGUAAGUCGUCCGGUUCAGUGUCCGGGCCGGGUUUAAAAACAUUGACCACUAGAUUAAAUUAUUUUUAAAAAAUUAAGAUCGAAAAUUAUUUUUAUUAUUUAAAGGCCUGAAACUCAUGCUUCUACAACUUUUUAUUAGGGUCCGCCUGCCUGUCGAUAAUAUCAAACAGAGUAGCUAAACUUUUUUAAUACUUUUUAACUGUUUUAAACUUACAAAUUUCUGAAUUCUACUAUUUGAUAUCAAAAAUAAGUAUUUGAAAAUUUGAAAUAAAUUCGGGACGAGCAACGAAACACUAGGAACGAGUAAUUGUCUAGCCCUAGUUAAUAUAAAGUUCUUGUCUCGUCGUAUAAAAAGAUCAAAGAGUCGUAUUCAUUAUGGUCAAACUCAUAAAUAGUAAAUAUCUAACGAACUUUGAUAAUCUUUCUUGCGCUCUCUAACGCCGACGAGCCACCGCGAAAACAUCAACCACUCAAUGCCGCCGCCGUCGCCCUCGUUUUCUUCACUUCCCGUCGAAAUCGUCUUGGAAAUCUUAGCUCGCGUCCCGAAACGCUUUCACCCGAUCCUCUCUUGCGUCUCCAAGACCUUCCGCAGUCUUCUUCAUUCGCCGGAGAUACACAAGACUCGCUCUCUCCUCCGCAGAGACUCGCUCUUCAUCUGCUUCGUCGAAAAAACAGAUCAACAAUGGUUCACUCUCCGCAGAGCCGAGAAUAACAACCCGACAGAAGAGAAGAACCACUUCGUCUCCAUCGACCUCGCGUUCCCUUGUGAGACCGAGAAAGAGCCCUCCGUCGUCGCCAUAGGGGCGGAGAUCUUCUUUAUCUGCGGAUCGUUCUAUCCUUCGUCGGCCAUGUGGGUUCUUGAUUCAAGAACCGGGACGUUUCGCCGAGGACCUAGCUCGAGAGCUGCUAGGUUAUGCAAAAGCGUCGGGGUGGUCGGGAGCAAGGUGUACGUGAUCGGGAGCUAUAGAGACGACGAGAUACACGUGGAGGCUUUUGACACGAAGACGAACACGUGGGAGCUAGCGCCGGUUCCUGAGGAUCAAGAUUGGUGGAGUUCGGAUGCGACCGUGUCGUUAAACAGGAAAGUCUGUGCGUUACAUUUCUCUAGCGAUGCUAAUUGCUACGAUACUAGAGACGGGUCUUGUGAGAGUUUAGAUUUGCCUAAGGGUGAACGGUUGUGGAGAAGUAGAACGGGUGGUUAUGUGAUGAACAAUGUGCUCUACGUUUAUUACGCUAGGUUCGGGUUGAUGUGGUAUGACUCUGAGAUGAGGCUAUGGAGAGUGGUUAAUGGUUUGAGUCAUCUCAACAAGGUCCGGUCUGUUGCAAUGGCGGAGUAUUAUGGAAAGUUGGCGUUCUUGUGGGAAGAUGGUGUGAGUGGUGAAACUAAGGAGGUUUGGUGUAGAAUGAUUGCUUUGGAGAGGAGUGAAAGAGGGGUUCGUGGGAUAGCUGAAGCGUCUCAACUUCUGGGGAGCGUCCCUCGUGGCUAUAUACUGCAGCAUUGUCUCUAUGUUUCAGAUUAGAGAGAGUAGUGUGUCCCUCGUAGCUAUAGAUAAAAUGUCCUUAUAUGAACUACUUUGUUAUAGAUCCACCAGCCUUAUAUGAACUUUAGACAUGUGCUUUUGUCAUAGGAUCUCAUUGAUUAAGCCAAGGAUGUUUCUUUACAUUCCUACUUCUAUGUUUAAGUUUUGAUUGUCAGAUA
This is a messenger RNA of Brassica napus (rape), 1804 nucleotides long. Its product is annotated as F-box/kelch-repeat protein At2g44630-like. The transcript has a single exon. The coding region runs from base 579 to 1625 and encodes 348 amino acids. Gene Ontology annotation, molecular function: protein binding. Lineage: Eukaryota; Viridiplantae; Streptophyta; Magnoliopsida; Brassicales; Brassicaceae. The record is from RefSeq and is a predicted model, not a curated record.